CCAAAAGGUCUACACCAAACGCGUUAGAAGGACGAAGUAUGUUCGAUACAGGGCACCUUUCUUUUUCCACACUCGCAAAUCUCAAAAAAUACUAACAAAAAUGUCGAGAACGGCUUUGCCUAGCCUUGAGAAUUUGGAAGACGAUGAUGAAUUUGAAGACUUUGCCAUGGAAAACUGGCAUAUGAAAGACGCAGAACUUGCAACAAAUGAUGAUACCUUAUGGGAAAACAAUUGGGAUGAUGAAGACGUUGGUGAUGACGACUUUGCCGUUCAAUUGAAGGCUGAGCUCCAAAAAAAAGGUCUUUUAAACAACAAGUAGUAGGUUGUCAAUAUGUACCUUGCAGCACAAUCGAGACGCCCGUAUCAGUUGCUGGUGACUAGUGCUCUAUACAGUAUUUCCGUAAUGACAUGAAAAACCGCGAACGAUUCAAUUUGCCCUAUUGAGAUUUUUCCAUGCUUAAGAAGCAAUUGCUAGGAGUAAAGAUGUAAACACAUGACACGACGAGCAUUUCGGCAAGAGCACAGCGACACAGCCCUGACUGGGUUUUAUUGCUGAAACUUAAUAGCCGUGAUCAGUGCUUUCGUUUAAAGCAUCCUCCAUCAAUUUAAAGGUAGCGCGGACGGGAAGACCAACGAUAUUGUUGUAGUCUCCCUGAAUAGAUUCAAUUAAAAGAGCUCCUUUUCCCUA
This is a messenger RNA of Schizosaccharomyces japonicus yFS275, 688 nucleotides long. Its product is annotated as mRNA export protein Dss1. Gene Ontology annotation, biological process: mRNA export from nucleus; proteasome assembly. Gene Ontology annotation, cellular component: proteasome regulatory particle, lid subcomplex; cytosol; nucleus. The transcript has 3 exons. Lineage: Eukaryota; Fungi; Ascomycota; Schizosaccharomycetes; Schizosaccharomycetales; Schizosaccharomycetaceae. Bases 101 to 319 code for a protein of 72 amino acids. The record is from RefSeq and is a predicted model, not a curated record.